AUGUCAUACAACCCCCACGCCCGCUCAGCCUACGCCUCAGCAAACCCGGCCCUCGCUGCACGCUUAGCGGAGAAACAACGCGAGUAUGAAAACCUGCUACAGUUACGGGAUUUGAGUGCUGGGCUCGCUGCGCAGAUGGAGCAGUUGGAAGGGAAGUUGGAGACGUUGACGAAUGGCACAGAAGCUGUCGCGACCGUAUUGGCGAAUUGGCAGAAUGUGUUUAGGGCGAUUAACUUGUCUGCAGGUUUGUAG
Molecule: messenger RNA, 252 nt
Organism: Saitoella complicata NRRL Y-17804
Lineage: Eukaryota; Fungi; Ascomycota; Saitoellomycetes; Saitoellales; Saitoellaceae
Product: DASH complex, subunit Dad2
Exons: 2
Coding region: 1-252 (83 amino acids)
Biological process (GO): mitotic cell cycle; attachment of spindle microtubules to kinetochore
Cellular component (GO): mitotic spindle pole body; mitotic spindle; DASH complex
Source: RefSeq, a predicted model, not a curated record